AUGGAGGGUUCUAGGAGUGGGACUGGGACUGGGACUGGGACUUAUGCCGCUGCAGAUGGAGCAUGGGAGGUCAGGUCCUUGGAGGAGGAGGAGUGGGGUAUGUGGGCUGGGAAUGGGAAUGGGACGGGGACUGGGAAUGGAACUGCAAUUGGGAAUGGGACUGGGAAUGGGACUGAGGCUGGAAAUAGGGCUGUGGAUGAGUCUGGAGGACAUGCAGGAAGAAACUGGGACAGCCACGGGGAAGAAGAGAUGGGAGGUCCGCGGUGGGGUAUUGCGACCGAGACAGAGACGGAGAGCCGUGGCUUUGAGGGACACACGCAGGAUGAGGGUGUGAGUACCCCUAGAAGCGAAGAUGCCGUCUCUGUCUCUGGGUCCGUGGUUCGCGAUGGCUUUGGGUUCUGUAGCCGGUGUGGAGCUCCCUGGAAUGCCGAUGCGGAUGAUGAGCAGGACCCGAAACGACUAUCAGCCAAUCACGGUAAUGACAAUGGCAACAGCGAAAGUCAGGGAUGGGGCCGCAGGGCAGUCUACGGCCAGGAGGGCUUGAACAGGCUGAGAAGCCUUCAGACUACCACCUCCUGGGGCAACGGUACCUCGACCUCUGAACUGCCUGACUACCAGCCUCAGAAUUACUGGUGGGGUAAGCACGAGAAGAACGAGGAUGACGAUGAUGACGACGAGGAAAGGAACUGGGAUGGAGAGAAGACGAUACAUGUGGGAUAUCGAAAUGUGAGAAGGUCUGAUGAAAAUAGUCAAGGCAACAACGGAUGGAACAGUGAUGGAUGGGGAGAGAAUCGUGGAUGGGGUAACCAGGAUCCCACCGCCUCUGUCGCCGUGGAGGAGACGUACCAAGCAUCGUCACAUGAAGAAGAGCAGGACGGAUGGGGGGUUCAUCUCAGGGCUGAAGUGGCUGAGACAUCCAGCCAUAAAACGAGUACCACUACCGUAGUAUCUUCUUCUCAACACACCCAUGGGACUUCAACCACCAACCGAAAGCAGAGCUCCGACUCAACAAUCAAAGACUCCUUCGAAUACAUGAAACAAUGGGGAGGUCUUAAAGGCUCCAUGAAUGCUUUCCUGGUUAAUCCCGAACGGACCGAUGCUGUUUAUCAAGCUGGGAAACUGAUUCUCUCACUACGCGCACAGGGAGCAUCGUUUGCGCGGCCUCGACGGAAGUUUUGGGAUGAAGAGUUGGCGCGGGUGCUGGCGGGGGAUAUGUUCUAG
Molecule: messenger RNA, 1221 nt
Organism: Sordaria macrospora k-hell
Lineage: Eukaryota; Fungi; Ascomycota; Sordariomycetes; Sordariales; Sordariaceae
Source: RefSeq, a predicted model, not a curated record